This is a messenger RNA of Alternaria arbusti, 1653 nucleotides long. RefSeq lists its product as uncharacterized. NCBI's taxonomy places the organism in Eukaryota, Fungi, Ascomycota, Dothideomycetes, Pleosporales, Pleosporaceae. The coding region runs from base 1 to 1653 and encodes 550 amino acids. The transcript is spliced from 2 exons. The record is from RefSeq and is a predicted model, not a curated record.
AUGGUCCUCUCAAUCCUCAUAGCCACAAUCGUAGCCCCCGGCCUCCUCGGCUCCCAAGAAGCAAUCCGGCAAUCACAAUCCAAAGAGAAGCGCGAAGAACACCGCGCCCGCCGCUGCAACCUCAUCGCCACAUGCGUCAAGUCUUCUCAUCGCAGCCGCGAGAUCGAUGGUCGGCAAGUCGUCCUGAGAAACGGGAAGCUCUGGAUCGAUACCGGGACAGAAGAUGGAAGUCCACUGGGUCAUCCUUAUGCUGGGUAUUACUUACCGUACCCGGAUACGAGUUACGAAGGGCUUGUGACGACGAUUACAGAUGUAGCGCCGAUUAUGAACUGGGUGUAUGUUGACAAAGAGACGGGAGAAGCGAGAUACGGAGUGAGAGCUGAUGCGCAACCGCAUCUCACAGGCCCAUUCGAUUGCACGCGUCAAGAUCGGCGACUCACGUUCGAUGGAUGGGAGGGCUGGUGUGCGGUUGAACAAGCACCCGGGCUAUGGGGCUUGUACUUUGAUCUCGAUGACGACGGCCUCAAAUCUAGAGUUGCACCUGGUACAAGGGUACUGGAGAUCGAACUCAGUCGUAAAGAGAAGAGGUGGAAGAAAGAGGCGGACGAGAGGAUGGCGGAUCAGACUACUAAGAGGGCUGUUGAGAGCGAUGAGGAUGCACCGGUUGAGAAGCCGUUGGGUGGAGAGAAGGUGGAGGUGAGACCCGGGGUCGGUGCUGAAGUGGGAGAGGGGAAGGAAGAGGAAUGGAGGCCGAUGAAGAUACCGAAGUCUAUCUUUGAGGAUCCGCCGCCCGUGGUGGAGAGUUUGGUUUUUAGAUCGCGGAGUCCACCGCCGGCGUAUUCUCCUGCCGGAGGGGUUGAUGAAGAAACCUUGGCUCCGACGAGAGGGCAAGAUGAAGCAUCUGUUCAGAUAGCUGGUGAGGGUCAGAAUGACAGCCCACCAGUCAUGGGGACUUCCCUGCCUCCUACCGUAAUGGAUUCGGUGCCAGCCGAAGCCCAGUUACAACUCCUUGAAAAGACUGAAAGUCGUUCACAUGAGGCAAACGUCCCACUUGCUCAACCAUCACCGACACUUAUCGAUGAGAUUGGAAGCACUCCGGAGAAGUCAGACUCUACAUCUCCCGGCGAGAAGCGAACUACACCCAAGCUAAACAGAAGCAGCGGCUCUCGAGCUCUAGCCCAAGCUCAGAAGUUUGAAGCCAUGGCAGCAGCGCAAAAGCCUAGUCCUGAGUCUCGAAGACGAUCGAGUGAACGCGGAUCUCGUGCCAACAGCAACACGUCUUCUGUAUACUCCAACGAAGAUGCAUCACUGAGCGUGCCGGGAGUCAGUACACAGCCCCAAGCCUCCCCAACACCAGCCCCUCUAGCACUCGCCGUCUCCAAAGCGAAGCAAGCAAAAGCACUAGCGACACGAUCGCAACCAUCGACGACAUCGAAGCUUACGUCUGAUCCGUCCAUCCAACGACCGAUAACACCGCCCCGCCAACGCGCACCCUCCAUCCGAGAAGACCCAGCCAUAUCCGCAGCUCAAUCUACAUCAAACGCCAGACCGUCCCCGCCCAAGCCCGAGUCCCUCAUCACGACGAUCCACUUCACAGCAGUCAACGCAAAGGCCCACUCCCGAUCGCCGGCAAAGAGAUCGUUCCAUAUCUGA